UACAGUUUAUUUUCUAAUCUAGAGAAUUCGACCUUUUUAUCUGUUUCAAUUACGUUAGAUAAUUAACAUUGCGGUAUGUGCAUAAAUAAACACUUUUGUGUUAUUAAUCUAAUUGGACAUCUGUUAUUCGGAUUACCUAGUAGAGAAAUAUAACGGUUGAAAGAUUUUAAAUAAUGUGCAGCGGAAUAAAAUGUUAUAGUUGUGUUUUAAAACCGGUUUCAUAUGGUAAUAAAAUAUGCGGGAUGUGUUUUAACGAUCGUUCGUCUUUGAAUGUUCGCUAUUUAUUUAUUUUAGAGGAAACCGAUUGAAAAAAAUAUGUUGCAAAAUGCUCGAAUUAAUCGCAGGUAAGGGAAUUUAACGAAAAAAACAAGAUGGCCGGCAGGAAAUCGGGCGCCAAACACGACGAGCACAGCGUCGAAACGCUAGCAGAAGUCUUCAGAUGUUUCAUAUGCAUGGAAAAACUUCGAGACGCCCAUUUAUGUCCCCACUGUUCGAAGCUCUGCUGCUACGUGUGCAUCCGCCGAUGGCUCACCGAACAACGUUCCCAAUGUCCCCACUGCAGGGCUUCCCUGCACCUGCACGAGCUCGUCAAUUGCCGAUGGGUCGAGGAGGUCACCCAGCAACUCGACACCCUGCAAACCGUCAAUCUCGCCACCGGUCGCAACGAAGACGACAAGGACAAAUGCUCGACGCAUCUGGAGAAGCUGUCGGUGUACUGUUGGACGUGCAAGUGCUGCAUCUGUCACCAGUGCGCCCUGUGGGGCGGCACCCAUUCGGGUCACACCUUCAAACCGCUCGACGAGGUGUUCGAACAGCACGUGGCCAAAAUCAAGGAGGAGAUCGUCCUGUUGCGUCGCAGACUGAUGGAAUUGAUCAGCAUCGUGCAAGAGGUUGAGAGAAACGUGGAAUCGGUGCGAUCGGCCAAAGACGAUCGCGUGCUGGAGAUCCGGAACGCCGUCAAAGUGAUGAUAGCCCGCUUGGAUUCCCAGUUAAAAACCAAACUACUCACGUUGAUGGGACAGAAGGAUUCGCUCACGCAGGAGACUGAACAGCUCGAGCAUCUGUUGCACGAGAUCGAGCACCAGUUGCACGCUUGCACCAGAUCGGAGUUGAUAUCGAAGAGCGCCGACAUCUCCGCGAUGAUACACGGCGUGCGCAAGAAGCCGAUGAGCAGUUUCGUGACAGCCCCCGUACCGGCAGAUUUCCCCAGCGAAAUCGUGCCCCCCUACGAUUGUAGCACGUUCAUCGUGCACGGGUUCUCGCUGUUGCAACGCAAAGCGGAUCCGAUCUAUUCGACGCCGUUGCACUGCAACGGUCUGUGCUGGCGAUUGAAGGUCUAUCCCGAUGGAAAUGGAGUGGUUAGAGGUAACUAUCUGUCGGUGUUUCUCGAACUGAGCGCCGGCUAUCCGGAGACGUCGAAGUACGAGUACCGAGUUGAAAUGGUGCAUCAGGCGAGCGUCGAUUCGACGAAGAACAUCGUGCGAGAGUUUGCAUCCGAUUUCGAAGUUGGGGAAUGUUGGGGCUACAAUCGUUUCUUUCGCUUGGACGUGUUGGCGAGCGAGGGGUAUUUAAACGAAUCGAUGGAUACGUUGGUGUUGAAGUUUCAAGUGAGAGCUCCCACGUUCUAUCAACGUUGCAGGGACCAGCAGUGGUACAUCAAUCAAUUGGAGACCGUCCAGCACCAGUACAUCGAGCAAAUCAACGAAUCGAAGGAAUCGUUGGCGGCCGAGAUAUCGCGCAACGCCAUGGCGGCGAGCGUGAGAAGGAAACCCAACGAUAUAGCGAAUUUAGCUCUAGUGAAAUCUCUGUUACCUAUACGAGACGACUCGCCGUCGACAUCUCGCGAGACCAUCGAUAAACUAGCGAACAAACCGAAGACCACCAGCUCUUCUAAGAGCUCCCCGUGCUCUUGUUCCAAGGCGAAGCCUUCGCACAAGGUCCAGCAGCAGCAGCAGCACUCGCCCCAUCGGCUCGGCCUCGGCGUCUCGCUCAGCUCGCCCGAUUUGCUGCACACGGCCGUCUCGACGCUGGCGUUGUCGAGCGCCAGCAGCGUCGCCAGCGACAGCGACGCCAGCGAAGCGGAGCAAUACGAACCGCCCGAAGCGGCGUUUAACGACGAAAACGACGUCGACGUCGAGACGAUGUCGGGCGAGAACGACGUGGAAUACGCCGAGCUGUCGAUGGCUCAAAGGACGAUCGCUAGAGAACCCAGUUCGGCGGAUAGUAGCGUGGUGGGAGCCGCAGCUCUGUCGCCUGUUGAGGUCGCGAGCGAUUUGGACGAGAGGUUGAGGUUGUUUCGGUUCUGCGAGAGUCCCGUGUUGAAUAAUUCCAGCGAGGAGGCUUCGGGUGAUCUGCUGGUGGAUUCUUCUACUACUAGUUUGUUGCCUAAUCGGUUCGAUGCUUCUGAAUGGGAGUAUAGGAUGAAGUUGAGGCAACGUGGCAAGCAGAAUGGUCGCGAUCAAUCGGCGGCGGUUUGGAGCGAAACGGUGCCGAUUUCGAUCACGAAGGAGGCGGUGAUGGGGCCGUUGGAGUCGUUCCUGCGGUCGAUCAAUUGCUUUCCGGAGCAGGAUCACGGGAGGCGCGGUGAAGGGGCGACGAGGGAGCGGAGGAAGAGGUCGAAGUUGGCGGCUUCGCCGCCGCCUGUCGGGGAUGGGGCGGGUGCGGAGGCGGGUUGUUCGUCGGCGUUCAGUUGGACGCCGUCGUUGUUGAACCAGAGGAGGCCGGCGAAGCCGCCGAGGGCGCCCUCUAACGACGGGUCGACGCCCGAAAGGGAGGAUCGUAAGGCUGGGAUUCACCGGCAUUCUUCUUGAAGUGUUUGUUCGAAAGGGGGUGUUUGAUUUUUCGUUUGGUUUGAGUGGGCGAAAUUAAAGUGGUCCGCGAAAGUUGAGGAAGGUUCGCAAAUUUUGCGAUUAUUUUGAAAGUUGCAGGCUUUUUGGUCGCCAAAUUUUCGAAUGUUCUUUCAUAUCUGAGUUGGUUUUUUUUUUGUUCCUAAACGCUACAAUUCAUACUAAAUUUGGCGAUCAAAACACCUGCAACUUUUAAAUUAACCUUAAUAUUUGUGAAGUUUCUUAACUUUUGUGGAGCAGUGUAUUUUGCGUUGAAUAAAUUUGGUGCGUUUUUGGGGGGUUUAGUAUUAUUUUUUUAUGUAAGAUGUUUAUUGAAUAAAAUUGAAAACGGGCUGCUAAUUGGAGCUAGUUGAUUUUCUGCUUUUGCUAGUUGCUAGUUAAUUUAGGAUAAUAAAAACUUUUGUUUCCAUUAAUAUUAUUAAAUCGUCUCUUUUUUUUAUUUGAUAUUUUCUACUUUUCGCUGUGAUGUGUCUACUUUUAAGUAUAUGAAAUAAACAUUUUCGAAACAUUUUUGUGGUUUCUUAAUUAAUUACCUAAAUUAAAACUUUGUUAGAUAAUAUUUUAAAAGAAUAUUGGAAUCUUGAUAAGCGUUAAAAAUGGUUAUAAUAAUUCGAUUUUUAUAAAUAACUCGACUUAAUUCACGUCGAACUGUUAAUUGGUAUUCAAAACAUUUUUUUUAAAUUCUAUUAAAACCAUUUACUAGUUUCAUGCAAAUGUUCUUAUAUCACUUGGAUGUUUAAAAAAAAUAAUAUUAAAAUGUACGAAUUAUAGGGCGGUUAAUUAAAAUUAAUACAACUCGAAAUAGUAAUUUGUAAGUACAAAUCUAAGUUGUCAAUAAAACAUUCAAAUUACCAUUCUCUGAUUAUUAUUAUAUUUCUAUUUAACCCCCUAUACAGGGUGUCCCAAUGAAGUAGCAACUUUAGAAAACAUUCAAAAUGGCGCCUAACUGUCAUUUUGAAAGUUUCAAC
Phyllotreta striolata is the source of this 3814-nucleotide messenger RNA. NCBI's taxonomy places the organism in Eukaryota, Metazoa, Arthropoda, Insecta, Coleoptera, Chrysomelidae. The record is from the annotation of a GenBank genome assembly.